Messenger RNA from Hibiscus syriacus, 510 nucleotides. RefSeq lists its product as uncharacterized. NCBI's taxonomy places the organism in Eukaryota, Viridiplantae, Streptophyta, Magnoliopsida, Malvales, Malvaceae. The record is from RefSeq and is a predicted model, not a curated record. The transcript has a single exon. The coding region runs from base 1 to 510 and encodes 169 amino acids.
AUGAGGCCUGAUGUAUCACAUUUAUUUGCUGGCCCUGGUUGCGACCUUAGCAUUAGGAGUAUAUGGGAGGAUUUAUGCAUACAUGGUCUUAAGGUUCCUUGGCACAAGUUGGUCUGGUUUCCAGGGCGUAUCCCUAAACAUAGCACCAUUUUAUGGAUGACCAUCUUAGAUAGGCUCCCUACUCGGAUGAGACUUCUACGAAUGGGAUUGAACAUUGACAAUGACAAAUGCUUAUUCUAUGACACUGAGCAUGAGUCUUGUAACCACUUACUUUUUGGAUGUGGUUUUGCACAGGAAUUAUGGGGCAAUGUUCUGUCUCUAUGUGGGGUUAAACGCUGUGUGAGUGCAUGGGAUAAGGAGCUGGCAUGGGCUUCUCAACUCCUCAAGGGAAAGACUUUCAUUGUGCAAGUGCUAAAGUUGGCUCUAGCUGGCCAUGUGUACAACAUCUGGAGGGAGAGAAAUAACAGGCUAUUUGGGGGUAGAGGCAGAAUGGUGGGAGAUGCUGAAUGA